This is a messenger RNA of Geodia barretti, 1008 nucleotides long. NCBI's taxonomy places the organism in Eukaryota, Metazoa, Porifera, Demospongiae, Tetractinellida, Geodiidae. The record is from the annotation of a GenBank genome assembly.
AUGCCGCACUCUCAGCCUCCCAUUUCUGUUAGUCGGCAGAAACUGGAUGGAAUUUUGCCGGAAUCCUACGCCGACUACACUAAGCUGGUGGCGGAGUUUGAGAAGUUGAUGGAGUACAGAGCCGAGACGAUAAGCGCAAUGAACUCGGUCGCGGACGAACUUGACCGGAGGCACCGCGAUACGAACAUCGCCAAGAUAGUCGGGUCGAGUGUUGGCGUCCUUGGUGCGGUAGCAGGGGCUGUUGGCGGCGUGGGACUUGCUCUGGUUCCAUUCACUGCGGGCCUCAGUGCUACAGUGGCUGCAGUCGCGGGCGGGUCUCUGCAGUUGCGGGAGGCGUUGCGUUGGGUUUGGGGACUCUCACUACGGCUGGAGCGCAAAUUUGUCGAGAAGCUGCUGGAAAAUGUGGACCUCGCCAAAGUUCAAAAGGUGGUGGACAAAGACAAGGCUCAGUGCGACAAAGUGCAAGGGCUGUGGGAUCGUUUCGAGAAAUAUUCUUCGGAUAUCGUUCAAACAAUUGAAUUGGCCGAUCUGUCGGAGGAGCCUGACCUGGAGUCGUUGAAAACGUGGGUUCUAGUGGCUACAAGAGAAACGAAGUCCAAGGUAUCCGUCGUGGCCGAAGCUUUUCAUGCAGCAUACAAAGAAAUAACCAAAGGGAAGACCUCUACCAAUCAACCAACGGAUAUAAAUGCUGGUAUAGGCACACCAACUGCUGAUGAUCUUAUGGGCAUCUUGGUUUCUACAGCAAAGGCGAUGGCAGGAAAAGUGUGGCAAAUGAGGAGUGUAGUUUCGCACAUAGCAGCAAGCACGCACGUAGUAGGCUGUGCUGUAGCAUUUACACUGAUUGCUACAAUUGGUGUGGGCAAUCUGUUCGUGCUAAUAACCACCUCAAUAAAUGUUCACAAUGGAUCGCUUUCCAAAGUUGCCGAGGAAAUUCGUGGAAAAUCUUCACGGCUUAUAAAAGAGUAUAAAAAGUUCAGAGAAGCCUUUACCGAUUUGAAAAGAGACUAA